AUGGCUUUGGGACGGUGGAGCCGCCUGGCGGACUUGACGGACGCCGGCCUCGUCCGUCCGGCGGCACGGUCCGAGCACGUCGGUGCCUGGGACGAGGCGAGGCAAGUACUGCUGAUCCAUGGCGGAAGCAACCUGGAAGGCGAUUUGUGGGCCUUCGACGCCACCUCCGAUUCCUGGACCCGCACAGUGACGGCUGAGGCGCCGGCAGCACGGACUUUGCAUGCUGCUGGCUGGGAUUCUGCCAACCAGGCUCUUUGGGUUCAUGGCGGGCACAACAGCCAAACAGCCACCUGGUUUCGAGACGUGUGGAGAUUUCGUUCUGGCAUUUGGGUGCAGGUGUCGAAUGAUGCCGGACCGGCCGGAAGGCAGGGGCAUGUGGCCGUCUGGGUUCCAGGCACCUUUUCUCUUUGGGUGCAUGGUGGCUGGACCGGCACUAGCCGUUUGUCAGACUUGUGGAGCUACAGUGAUCAGGGUCACGGAUGGUGGGAGUUGGCGCCAAGUGGCGCGCCACCGGCACGAUCGCACCAUGUUGCCGCGUGGGAUGGGGUUGGCCAGGCACUUUGGAUACAUGGCGGCUUCGGCGACUCUCUGCUACUGGGGGAUCUUUGGACUUUGGAUGCAUCCACCGGAAGUUGGAGAGAAAUCUCAUUCGAUGCCGGUCCAAGUGCGAGGUCAGGCCACACAGCCGUUUGGGAUGACCAAAGCCGCAUGCUUUGGUUGCACGGCGGCAACGACGGCUUCCCCAAACAAGACCUUUGGAGAUACGAGUCAGAGCAGAACAUCUGGAGUUUGAUUUCAGCAGAGCACGCUGGUCCAUCGGGACGCUGGUCACAUGUAGCCGCUUGGGACAGUGGAAAUCAAAUCAUCUACAUCCACGGGGGGUACAAUGGCACCCUCUGUGGGGACCUGUGGUCCUUUUCCGUCACCACGACUUCAACAACACAGACUACAAGCUCUUCAACCAAGUCGAGCAGCCAAACCUCAAGUUCGAGCAGCACAUCUCACACGAGCAGCAGCUCUACCAGCAGCUCUACAACAUCCACAACUGGAACUUCUAGUACGAGUACAUCCACGACUUCCAGUUUAAGCAGCAGUAGCAGCACGACCCGCACUCAAACAUCCAGCACAUCCAGCACACAGACCCGCACCUCGAGCACUAGCACAACAGCCACGACCACCACUACCACAACCGAUGUCAUUGUUGCCAGCCCUUGGCCGAGUUGGAUGUUGCUUGCCAACAUCACUCUUGUCCUCGCGGCAUUCGGUGCUAUUUGCAGCUUUUCUGUUCUUGAGGCAGUCAAUGUCAGCCUAUCGCGCACGCCAACCCUGUUGGAGAUGCAGCCGCAGCUGCCGAUGAGCAAGAUGCGGAAGCAACAGAUACGGCAGGCUCCCGAGUUCUCGCUGCUGACUCCCAGCAAUGUGUCGCCCCACGCUCCCUUGGUCGUGCUUGUUGACUUCCAUGGCACCUCACCGAUCACCCCAAGGAUGAAGUUGGUCCCGAAGUCGCUAGCGGACAUGAAGAUGCCAGCAAAGGUUCUUCGGCGUCAGCCGGGAGUGCCACAGCAGUCGCCGCCUACGCUGCCGGAUCCGCAUCUCCCAAGCUGGUCAACCGAGCCCUCCAGCCGAAGCAUGCCAGACUCUCUGUCCUGGUAUGGCGAACCGCAAGGUCGCAUACCGCAUGCGCACUUGCCAGAGGCCCCUCCCAGACCUAGCAUUAGCAUUGGAGAGCUGCCACCACGACUACCGGGCCAGCUUGUUCCAAAGGGAGAGGCGCAGCCGUCGCAAAGAGGGCGUCCACUAGAAAUAGAGUGCAGGUUGGUUUUGGCCAAGCCACUUGUUACUGUUGCGAAGUCGCCGGCCCUGGCCCUUCCAACAGCAGCGAUCCGGCAUCCGCCGUUGAGCGAGUCUCCGCCCUCCUCGCUUCCACCCCCUCCAAGCUGGCCUCAGCCCCAGCAGCCAUCGAGUGAGUCCACGCCAGACUCGCUGUCCAAGAUGCAAAGUUGGCAAAGCUGCAUGUCACGCGUGCUCUCCCCGGCACCGGCUUCAGCUUCAAACCUCGAGCUGCGCGUGCAGCUGGUGCCAGAGUCACAAGCAUGGAAAGCAACCGGUGCCUGCGGGCGAGGCGAGGCCUACUGCACCCACUCCGCUCAGCCAUACAGCCUCACCUUCGAGCACUGCGAACUCGGCACGCUCACCCCGCCUCCACCCACUCCGCCAAGGCAAUCUGCUUCAGCUUUGGCCACUGCGUCGCAUGUGGCCCUGGUGCCAGAGUCGUCGCAGAGAUGGUCCCCAACAGCAUCUCCACACGAAGAAGCCUUGCGGCUCUCAGAGGAACUCGGCACACUCCUUCCUCUGCCCACCGAGCCGCCCCGGCCGCGGUGUUCCCAGAGGCAGACUCGGGACCACCGAUUUACGACACUAGAGGCAUGCUGUCUGUCGCGAGAUUUGCCAGCAGAGUCCUCCAAAAAGAGAGGCCAAAGCAGCCCUCCGGAGAGCGUCGAUGCUUCCACGGAUGUGGAAGGAAAUGCAUCGAUCAGACGAAAGACAUGUCUGGAGGUUCACCUGGUGUACAACCGUCCCUUGGUUCCUCGGCUGGAGAUGCCCGGUCGAAAAGAGAUGCCCAGUGUGUUUUGGGUUUGA
Messenger RNA from Symbiodinium sp. CCMP2592, 2640 nucleotides. The record is from the annotation of a GenBank genome assembly. NCBI's taxonomy places the organism in Eukaryota, Dinophyceae, Suessiales, Symbiodiniaceae.